CUACAACAGCAAUUUGACAAACAAAGAAAAUGAGUUCGCCAAACGGAAAAUUAUUUUGCGCAUAUGGAAUGCUGCAUACUUAGAUAUAGCUGUAUAUACUAUAUAUACACAUAUAUAUAUAUUUGCCUAUGUUAUACACACACAAAUCUACAUAAAAUCUAAGUGCAAACCAAUUGUGAUUUAAGCUAAUGACCACAACCGAAUCCGCUGCAAACCAAUCCAAAACCGAAACCAAAACCAACAACAAAAAAAGAGUGUAUAACCAAUAAGUUUUUCAAGUUUAUUAAACGUCAAAUAUUAUAUGAAAAUCAACCGAAAGCCUUGUAAAUAGCGAAACAAACGCAAAAAAUAAAACUUUUCAGCCGUAAAUGACAACUUUUUCUAUAUGAUUACAAUAAUAGAAACUCGAAGAAAAUAAACUACAAUCCUAACAACGAAUCAACAAACAACGCCGUUUACACAACAACCACAAAAUAGAUAGAGGAAUGCAUUGCUAAACCAGAGGAGAUUUAAAACUCCCUUUAACCGAGUGGCCUGUAAUUUGGAAAGGAUCUCAACGCAAAAAUGGCGCCGCAACGCAUGGGGCAGCAAAAACGUUGGCAGCAAGAGCUACUACAACAGCAACAAAGGACGAAACUAUCCUGGCAAAGGCUGCAGCAGCAACAACAGCAACAACAGCAAUUAGAAAAAACAACAAAGACCCGACAACGAUACAGAGCGGUGGAAAAAUGAAACAAAAACCAGAAACGAAUUUUCCACUCAAAUUUGCAUUCAGCCAAAGAAAUACAAAAGUCUAAACAAAGAGGAAGGAAACGACACACAAACCCCGUGCACACUAAGAAAGUUGCCAGCAAAACGGGUCAGAGGGCACGCACACACACACACAUACACACGCCAUACACAGACACGAGCCACAACACAACACAUAGCACUCUAUAAAACAGCCGGCGCAUAAAACAUAUAAAACAUUAAACCGACGGAUAGAGAGAACGACGAGUGCAUUGCGAACAGUUUUCAACGAAUUUCCCAAAGUCUACAAAAGAAAUCCAACAAAAGAAGUUCAUUACAAGUAACAAAACAAAACCAUAACACAUUUUGAAAUUUGCUCUGUGAUUUUCUAUCAGAAUGGUUUAAUAUAAUCCAAAUAAUAAUAAUGAUAUUUAAUAACAUAAAGUAUUUAUAAAUAUUGCUAACAACUGCGUUCCAAGCCACCACGCCCCACAAAACUUAUCGAAUUCCCCAAAGAAAAGCUUUAAAUCUAACCAAAAACGUAAACAAACAAUUUCUAUAAAUAUUAACAACCGGAGUUUAUUAGAGGAGAACAACUAGAAGGAGCGAAAGCCCACAAACGUCAACGAACCUCGAUCAGGACCACACACUCAGACCAGAGCCAUGGACGAGAUGCCCGACCUGUCGCACCUGACGCCCCAUGAGCGGAUGCAGAUCGAGAAUGUCCUCAUGCGGCAGAAGCAGGAGGAGGAGAAGCAGAACGAAAUCAUGCGGCGAAAACAGGACGAGGUGGUCACGCUGGAAAUGCAAAUCAGGCAGCGCUCCGAGCAGCAGAAGAAGGCCGGCGUCGAGCUGGAUGCCACCUGUCACAUAUGCCUUAAGACCAAGUUCGCCGACGGCGUUGGCCACAUUUGCCACUACUGCAACAUUCGCUGCUGCGCCCGAUGCGGCGGCAAGGUGACGCUCCGCAGCAACAAGGUUAUAUGGGUGUGCAUUCUGUGUCGCAAGAAGCAGGAGCUGUUGUCGAAGACUGGCCAGUGGAUCAACAAGACGGCAGCCCAACAAGAUGGUUUCAUCCGACGCAUCGAGCCUGAUGGGAGUAGCGACAUCUCCCAGCAGGCCAUCGUGGAUCCGCGGGACACCACGGACAAGCGACCCAAGUUGGAACGGACUCGCAGCGCAGCCGAGAAAGAGAACCUGCCGAUGCAGAGGGCGGGCAGCAUGCUGCGGCGCCAGUACUCCCAGCAGGAGCAGCCCACAAACCGCCGCAUGUCGGCCUCGGACAGCGGCAUGGAUCCCAUGAUGAGUCCCGGCCAACAUCCUCAUCAGCAUCCUCACCAGCAGCAGCAGCAGCAGAUGCAGCAUCACCAGCAGCAGAUGCAGCAGCAGCAGCGUUCUCGCAUGCAGCAGAUGAAUCCGCAGCAGGCGCAGCAAGGUUACGGAAUGCAGCAUCAGCAGCCGCAGCAGAGAUCGGGGGGCGCUUAUCCGGAGGAGGAUCCCAGCUACUAUCAGGGUGAGCUGGACGGCCUGAUGAGACAGCAUCCCCACCUGGCGCAUCCCAGCCAGGUGCAGCAGCCGCAUGCACCGCAAUCGCAGCUGCAACAUCAGCAACAGCAUCAGCAGCAACAGCUGCAGCAGUCGCAGCAACACCUUAUGCAGCAGCAGCAUCGUCAGUCGCCGCAGCAACAUCCUCAGCAGCAUUCGCAGCAGUUUGGGGGCAGGCAGCAGCCACAGCAGCAGUCCUACCAAGCACAGAUCCACAAUCAGCCUCAGCAUCAGCACCAGCAUCAUGGCCAGCAGAUGUCCCAGUCGCAGUCCCCGAUGGGGGGCUACCAGAAGCCGCCGCCGUUGACCCGCAACCUGACCAUAAGCGGUGGCCAUGCCAUGGACACCGGCGCCUACAGCCAGCAGCAGCAGCAACAGCAGCAACGACGAGCACUGGCCGGAUCACAGUACGCCUCGACGCAGCAGCGAUCCUUCAGCAGCUCCGAGGAGGAGUUCCAGCACCAGCUGAUGGCCGCCCAGGCGCAGGCGGCUGGAGCGGGGGCCACUGUCACCGCCGGAUCGGACUACGAUGGCGGGCGCCUCCAGGUGCGCACAUCUCUGGAUCCGUGGCGCCAGCAGCGGAGCCUCAACGAGCGGGACCUGCUCAGUGUCAGCGGCGGAGGAGGUGGGUCCACUGACUUCCGCCACUUGUCGCACACCACCCAGCGACUGUACUCCUCGGCGGAUCAGAGGGAUCGCUACGAGCUGCAGCUGCAGCACCGCGAGCGCCUGGAACAGUAUCCUCUGACGCGAACCGCUCGCCUGGACGUCCAGCAGCGCAACUCGCUGAAUCGCAGCAACCACGACCGGCAGUUUUCUGGGGGAGGAGGUGGCGGCGGCCCAGGACUGGGACUGGGACCGGGACCCGGACCGGGAGCAGGUGCGGCGGGUGGUGCUGCUGGCGCCUACCGACGUGCCCCGCCCUUGGCAGCCGCCGGCGGCGGCGGCAGCAGCAGCAGCAGCACCACUAGCAGCAGUUACUACCCCCAGUCGAAGCCGCAGAUCGUGAUUGGGCCGGGAACAGGCUACGAUCGCGGAUCCAUGGCAACGGCAGCUCAAAUGGAGGCCCAAGGUCAGGCGGCACGGGGCGGCCAUCGCGGCCUGCUAGGCGCCACGCGUGCUGGCAGUGGCGGCGGCGGCGGAAGUAGCUCCGUCAGUUCCACUGAAGCUGCCUAUUGGGAUGAGCCAGCCACCAGCUCCUCCUCGUCGGCGGCCCAGGACUCGCGCCGCUUCACCGAGCGCAGAAUAAAGAAAACGGUGCGAUUCGAUGCCCAUGAUGAGGAGGCCUCCUUGCUGGCAGCCAGCUCGUUGCCCCCUGUGACCGGGAUCCUGCCCUCGACGGCGGUCGAUGUGGGAGCGGCCACCAUACUGAGCAGUGGCAAGAGCAGCAGUGGCCUCGAGGCCGGCGGAGCUGACUGGACGCGCUGGGAGGCCGAGCGGCAAGGCAGCCAGGACUCGGCCACCAAGGACUCUGGCAUCGAUACCAGCAGCACGUUUACCAGCAGCGAGGACUCGAACCGAGGAGAUGGGCCCAAGAACCCGGUGAAUUGGCAAACAUCCGCGGACAAUACUCGCCUGAUCGGGCACAUGAUAUUGCGUAAAUACUAUGAUGGGGAGGAUAUAUUAGGCUUAAAGGUCAACGGCGGUCAGCCCCUCCUUGGAACGGGCGGAGGUCCAUGCGGGGCCGUCGUGGAGAAGGUGAAGCGCGGAUCGGUGGCCGAUCUCGAGGGCCGUAUUCGACCAGGCGACGAGAUCAUCGAGUGGAAUGGCCGCGGGCUGCACAACAAGAGUGCCGACGAGGUGUACGAUAUCAUCGACGAGAGUCGCCUGGACGCCCAGGUGGAACUGAUCGUAAGCCGGGCGAUCGGCAGCGGUGGCGGUAGUGGCGGCAGCAGCAGCAACGUCAGUCCGAGCAGCGCCUGUUCCGCUUCCGGCGGAUCCGCCAGCAGUGCUCCUCCGCGCCGCUCCUCGGCCAACUUCCCGCACAGCGGGCUGGCCAGCAGCAUGGCCGGAAGUGCGGUGGUCAGCAGUGGCGGACGAUAUCUUCAGCGCAAAGCACCUGCGGUCGAGGCCAUAGAAAUCCAUCGCGACAAGCCAAGCGUGCUGAUCACCUCGCCCGGCUCACCGGACAUCCACACCGGAUCGGCUUCGGGAGCGGGCGGCGGCCUUCGGCAACGUGGCGGCGUCGGGCCGACGCAGCGCCUGGGACCAAGUCACAGCAGCCACAGCCACAGCAGCAGCGGUAGUGGCAGCGGCAGCAGCACCAGCAGCGCCCACGCCUCCAACUCCGCCCACGGAUCCGUCCACGCUUCCGGCUCCGCCUCGGGCGGUCUGCACGGCGCCACGACGGCGGGCCACCAUCACCAUCAUUUCCAUCCGCACCAGCAUCCGCAACAGCACCAGGGAUCCCCAGCCGCUCACCUCCAUGGCCACGGGGUGGGCGUCGGCAUGGGCAGUGGCUCCGGCACCACCACGCAGCCGAUACCAAUCGAAGGGCGGCUGCAGCUGAAGCUUGGCUAUGACCAGAACACGCUGCAGCUGAUCGUGACCCUGGUCUGUGCCACCGGCCUCUCCCUGCGCCAGAGCGGAGCUGGCCGUAAUCCCUACGCAAAAGUGUUCCUUCUGCCCGACCGAAGCCACAAAUCAAAGCGGCGAACGAAGACGGUGGGCACCACCUGUGAACCCCGAUGGGGUCAGACCUUUCUCUACUCCGGUCUGAGGCGCUGUGAUCUCAAUGGUCGUCUGCUCGAGGUAACGCUGUGGGAUUAUGUGCGCUAUGGGGCCAACGACUUCAUCGGCGAGGUGGUCAUCGAUCUGGCACACCACAUCCUGGACGACGAGGCCGAGUGGUAUCAGCUGCAGCCCCACCAGGACACCUCCUAUCUCUUACGUGACGAGGGCAGCGAUGUGGACGGCCUGAUACUGACACCGACAGAUCAUUUAUCACCGCCGAGCACCAUGUCGCGUCUGAGCGACUCGGACACAACGUCCGACUGCGACAUCGAUGGAAUGACGCCCGGGGCCAGCAUCUCUUCGAUGGGCAGCUCGGCCAGCCCGCCGCCCCUGCUAGAGCUCGAUCUAAACGAGCGUCGGUCCCGACGUGACAUGUCGCCCCAGGGCCGCAAGCGAGUGGCCGGGAUGGUGGCCCGUGACUACCGCACUGUAUCUGGCAUUGGACAAAGUUACCACAAUCAGGCCUCUGCCACCGGCUACUAUCGUCGCGGAGGCGGUAAUGGUGUCGGCUCCGCCAUCGGCCCCGGUGGCAUGAGCCUUAGCCAGCGAAGCCACUCGGCGGCACCCAGCGACGGUUAUCACACCAGCAGCAGCGGCGGAGGAGGAGUAGCAGGCGGAGUGCCCUCCGGUGGAUCGGGCUACGGUUACAGGAGCACCAGUCCCAGACGGGGUUCCCUCUCACCGCCAGACGACCGCUACAUAGACUAUCCAGUGCUUCCAGUUCCAUCGGCCUACCAGGGUCCGGGUGGUGCCACCUCAGCGGCAUCGGCAGCCUCGCAACAGCAGAGAUUCCAGUCGCGUUCGGCCACAGCAACGCCCACAGGCUCGCCCAAGAAGAGGCAACUGCCACAGGUGCCGCAAACCUCGCGGAGCGCCAUGCUGCGGGACCGCCUCGGACAGGACUUCGACGAGCGACUGGCCUCAGGCGGUCGCUUCGGGCGGCAUCGCACACGGCAGCCACACCACCAGGCCACAUACCGCAGCACCGGGAUGGGCGGCUGGGAGCGACACUACACCGGACUCUCCGACAGCGACUUGCACUCGAUGGAUGCGCGCAUGCGGCCACGACACUCGCUGUCGCCAGACAAGGACUUCAUGGGCGAGUUCGGCGAUUCGGAUAUGGAGUCGGUGGUCAGCGUGACUUCCAGCGCCUUCUCCACGCAGUCGGAGCGGCCGCGCACCUCGCGCGGACUCAGCUUCCCCCGCAACUGGCGCAAUCUCUUUGGCGUUCGCAACAGCUUCCUCAGCGGCGCCGCAGGUGAACCGAUCACCGGACUGCGACUGCAUCAUUCAGAGCCCGGUAGGGCCAACACCAUCGAGGUGGACGACUGCGACUAUCUGCCGUCCGGCGGAACCCAGCAAAUGGUACUGCUGGAACAGCUGGAGCAACUGCAGCAAUUGGCCGCCCUAGCGGCUGCCGACUCGCCGCCCAUCUCCGCCGGCGGCAUCGGAAUGGGCAUGACUCCGCAUCAGGUGCUGGUGACCGAUGCCAACAGCGGCCAGCUGGUGGAGCAGUUCUUCGUGGAACCCGGCACUGUGGCCGAGGAGACGCUGGCACCACUCGAUCCACUCGAUCCCCAUGCGCAUCUGCAUCCUCACUCCGCCUACUACUCGCCCCAUUUGCCACCACCGCCAUUCGCCAUCGACAUCGACAUGUUUCCACCACGACGGCCCAACGGACAGAAACCGAACGUACAAGCCACCGCCGCCUAUCCGCUGCCGCUGCUGCCGAGCUUUAAGCAAUUCAAGCGCAUUACCACGCCCAUCACGAAUCUCUUCCGCAGCUCCUCGCCCUCGGGCGUCCACGCCCACGACCACGUCGCCUCCGGGGUGACAGCCUCGCCCAGCUCGCUGGUGGGUUAUGUACGCGACCACCUGGACAAGAGCUGCAGCCACUGCCAGAACGGGAGUCAGCCGGUGGUGCUAUCCACGCAUCAUACCCUGCACCUGGCCACCGCGGGCCUGGCGAUUGGCGCCUGUCCCGAUCCCUGCUGUUUGGCGGACGCGCAUCCGCACCCCCAGCAUCAGCUCAUGGGCUAUCCCUACGUCGGUGCCAGCGGUGAGCCGCCCUCCUCGGAUCCCGCAAUGUGCGGUGAGUGCGUGGACCAACACUUUCUGGGCGGGCUGACGGGACCGCAGAUGAAUCUGGGCGUAGUGCCCACCUAUCAUGUUCACACGCCCACGCCGAAUGCCCAUCGGAGGGCCAGGGGACAGAUGGCAACGCCGCCACCGCCGCCCACACAGUCGGUGCUGCGCCUGUCCCGACAGCUGAGCGAAGAUGCCUUGGUGGCCGCCGUUCCUAUCUCAGAGGCCAAGGCGCAACCCACUUCAAUACUGAAGAAGCCGAAACUAGAGCGACGGCGGCUCUUCCACGAGGGUCAGUCACGAUCCCUGGACUACGACGAUCUGCACGCGAAGAGCUGGGGUCGCCGACGCAUCCGAUACGAGGACGAGGUGGUGCCUUCGUCCGGCGACUACCCCUAUCCGCAUCCAAGCUCCUACGCUCACUCGCCUACUUCGGCGAUGUCGCGUCGCUACGGAUCGGAGACGAAUAUUCGUCAGUCGUACAUGGGCGCCAAUGUAGAUGCCAACCAUCCCUUGAGCCACUCGCACUUCCUGGUAACGGACGAUAAGAUCGUGACCAUCAUGUAUGACUCAGAUGUGGGCUGGACAAGAAGAGGAGUGGCCCCUUCCCUCUUCCGUGGGGCUCACCGUCAGCGAGGGUUGGCGGAUUCCAGACACCACAUGUCGCUGGACUUGCAGCGCACCAGUCAGCAAAAACUGUACGGACCGGCGGCGCCGUACUUGAAGCGCCGCCGGAACCUGCCACAUCCGCCCAGUGCCCAGAAUGCGCACAACUUCUCGCCCAUGGAGGGCGGAUCAGGAUUGGAAGCGGGAGCGGUGGGAAUGGAGCACGGCAACGGAAUGGGUAGCGGUGGUGCACACAACACGAGCAGUACACACAAUAGCAACCACUACACCAACCAAAACAAUAGCCAAGCGAGUAGUGUUAGUGUUAGCCAAAGUCACAACCAACAACUACAACAAUCAGCUAGGCAAAAAGGGAAAGAAGGCACCGCCGCCAACAGCGGAUCGAUGAUGGCAUCGGAGCAGCUGACGAAAUCUAGUAGUGGGAGCGGUGGUGCCACAUCUGCUGCCGCUGCUGGGCAUCUUGUCGUCGGUGGUACUAAUGCUAAUAAUGCUUCUUCUUCCUCUUUUGCAAAUCCCCAACAACAACCACCUCCACAACAACAACUACAACAACAACAACAACAUCAUGGAUCACCCAACCAAAUCAACAACAAUAACAAACGUGUCCCAUCAUCAACAAAUGCAACAACAACUACACCAACACCACACCAACAAAACAUAAACACCAACAACAAUGACGUUAACAACUUGACGCUUGACGCCACACACCAACAACCCCCACCACAAAAUACAUGCACAAAUCUUAUCACAAAUACAACAACAACAUUAACAACAACAACAACAUCGUCGAAUGCAACGAAUGCGGCGACAACGACAAUUGCAACAACCGAAACAACAAAUGCUACAAAAACUGCCACAAAUCCAACAACAACAACAAAUAACACGAACGAACCAAACGCAACAACAACAACAACAACAACGAACGCAACUGCCGAUGCGGAUGCGGACCCGGAUGCUCCGCUGGACGUCAUCGACUGGGAUGCCAUCGAUGCCAUGCUGGACGACGACUUUAGCGAGUACGACAAGGACAAGAACGGCGCCGAUGAGACGGGCGGUCCAAAGUCAACGGAUGGAGGUGGUGCCGAGGGCGAAGAGAAAGUCGAUGGCAGCCUCUCGGACACCGCGACGGACCGGAAGAAGGGCGGCGCCGUCGACCAGGAGAGGUCGCCCAAGGGCGGCAGCGGCAUGGGCAAAAAGUCCAACUCCACCUCGCAGCUGUCGGCCACAGGUCGUAAAAGACGUAUGGGCUUUGGAAAGAAGGGUAAGAACUCGUUCACGGUGCACCGCAGCGAAGAAGUGCUGCCCGGCGAUAUCACGCGCGAGCUGCGCACCGGAGGCGGCGGUAUUGGCGUUGGCGGAGGGCUUAGCGGGGCCGGUGGUGCAAGUGCCACCGCUGGUGGUUCCAGCGGUGCCGGCGGCGGCGGCGGCCUGUCCCGCGGCUCGUCCUCGGAGGCGGACGCCAUCGAGCAGUUUUUCGGCGAUGGCGCCGGCGGGGAAAGGUUUUCCCCCUCGUUGCGAAAUGAUGGAGCCCUCAAUGAGUUCGUGGAUGGCCUUGGGCCAGGUCAACUCGUGGGCCGCCAGGUGCUGGGAGCCCCCUCGCUGGGCGACAUCCAGCUAUCGCUGUGCCACCAGAAGGGCUUUCUGGAAGUGGAGGUCAUCAGAGCUAGAGGGUUGCAGCAAAAACCCGCGUCCAAGAUGCUGCCCGCUCCGUAUGUGAAAGUCUACUUGGUGUCUGGAAAACGCUGUGUGGACAAGAUGAAGACCUCAUCAGCACGACGUACUCUGGAUCCACUGUACCAGCAGCAGCUGGUUUUCAAGCAGUCCUACACCGGUUGCAUACUACAGAUCACCGUGUGGGGCGACUACGGACGCAUCGAGAAGAAAGUGUUUAUGGGCGUGGCGCAGAUUAUGCUCGACGAUCUGAAUCUGUCGAACAUUGUGAUCGGCUGGUACAAGCUCUUUGGCACCACCUCACUGGGUCGUCCGAUUGUUUGGGCCGGCGAGUCAGUCAUUAUGGAGGAGCCGGGCGAAUAACAGUUUCCAACACUCUCAACACCAAAACCAACAGCCACCACAACGCUUUCUAUUCCAACCAACACAACCACAACAACGAAAACACUUUAGGCACCCAAGCACAAUUCAAUUCAAGCGAACUCGAAACUGAACUGAAUUCAUAACCCUUGGCAGGAGCUGCCAGCCUUGCAGCCAAAUAGCAAAGGACCAAGGUCAGCCUGCAGCAGCGGCUCCCAGGAUGCCGCCCGAUACCCAUUCGGCAUGUUGCUGGCCUAGGCUAAGUCCACAUCUGUUUUUUCUAUUCGCCGGCGGAGGAAAACCUAAGAAAACGAAAACAACAUUUAAAAUAAUAUGAAAUGGAAGGAUAUCUAAUUUUUAUAAGUCAUGAAAACAAAUGCAUUUAAAUGAGAACAGAGAACAGAGAACACAAGCCGAGCGGUUAGAUGAUUAAACAUUACUUCGGAAGGCGGAUACAAGAUAGAUGUAACGGAGAUCUAUAUAUAUACAUGUACACACAUAUAAAGGAUAACAUUUGACAAAGAAUACUUGUAAAUUAUGCAUAUUUCAAAUAAUUUUUACUACACACCUAAGAUCACUAUUAUUUGCGUAAUACGAUUACUACGAUUAUUAUUACUUACAACUAUUAUUGAUAAAAAGAUACAAAAAAAAGAAAAGAAAACAAAAAAAAAAAACAGAAACAAUGGAGAAGGUGGAGAAAGUUCAAGUGCUAAUGUCAGUCAUGCCUAAGCCUGAGCCCGAGCAUAGGCGCUUAAGGACAUAAAUUGUUUAUUGAUUAAAUAGCUAAAUCUAAAUCAGUCGAGGGAAGUUCUAGAUUUUCAGAGAGGAGGUUAUUUAAGUAUAUAUACAUACAUAUAUAAAUCGAUAUAUACAUAAAUAUAUUUAAUGUUUAAGCAAGCAAAGAACCACUAACACUUAAAUAAGCCUAACUUACGAUCGAUGAAACCGAAACCUAAAGUAAAAGCUUAAGUUUAGGUAACUGAAAAGCGAGAUAUGAGAUAUGUUAUGUAUUAAUCGAACGAAAAAGAACAAAAUUAUUUACCAAGGAGGAGGGGUGAUGAUCAAGUUAAACUUAUUAAUGCAGAAUCUGAACUUAAACUGUAAAUAGAGAGUCCUCACACGUUACAUAUACAUACAUACAUGCCACAUCCGGAUAACCGAUAACCCGAUAAUACCCGAUUUCCAAUUACCGCCAACCGCUUUUCCAAGUUUAGGCUUUAGCUAUUGAUUAGCCUCUGCGAACACGUCAAAAACUCCGCAGCCACCCCAAAAUGCCCGAGUUUUUGCCGUCAUCGAUGGGGACAUGCAUAUAUAUUUGAGGCAGGCAUAUAGGAUAUAUAAUUUAUCUAUGAAUAAUACUAUACCGCGAUUUUGUUGUAGCCCCCUUGCUUCACUAGAGUCGCUAUAGCAUCCGUUUUUGGCCUUUGUUCCAAUCAACUUGCCUCGAAACGCAUCAAGUACCUUCAAGUUAAUAGUGUGAGCUGUAAAAAUCGUUACCUGCUUGCCAAAGAUACACGUACACGUACAUUAGCAUAAAUGGAAAUGGGAGGAAUAGUUUGCAAUUUACUGCAUCUUGGUUUGCGAUACUUUUUCGGCGUUCUUUUGGGCAACAUUUUGCAAUGCAUUUCCGGUCAGGAGGAUCACUUUCAGCAAACAUAUCAGAGAGACGACAGAUGACCGAUUUGAGCAGUUACUUUUAUAUAUCCAGACAUAUGUAGGUCAGGGAGAUAGGUUUGUCUUAGCUAUUGUUCCUAUCCAGUAAACGACGUUAUUUUUCCCAUCACUCAUGGCUACGGAUAUUGAGUUGAACCUUUCCGUCCAUUCAUUCAACUACACACAGCAGCAGCAGCAGUUACACACAGUUAGCACGCAUACGGGGGCAGAGUAAAUAGUAAAUUGACAUGUGCAUAUCCAUCCAAGCAACAGCUUCCUAUAUCAGAGAUAAACAACUAAGAGAUACGUAAGGAAACGCCAGGACACAGGGAAAGUGCAUUCAAAAUGUUGCUGCAAAACAACAACAGAACAGGAUCGGACAUCAGAAAGGAAGAGAUCGCGCUUCAGAUAUUUGGGAAGAGUUAAACUACCAGCGAGGUUUCCAGAAACUAAUUAUACGAUAUAGAAAUCAGAAGAACAUACAUACAUAGGUACCGAUACACAUACAUUAUGGAUAAUCAGAUUUGUACACUCCACUCCUCACGAGCCCCAUAAAUACUUUUCUUACUCUAAAAAAUCUCUCUCUAUCUCUACCUUUAUAUUUUUUCCACUGCUAUCCUUAAGCGAUCAUUCAGAAAUGCUUUGAUAAAUCAGAAAACCAGCGGAAGGAAGUACAGAACUACAACCAACCUUGGCAGGGUCGAGUUCGAAAUGCCCUUUUCGAAAGCGAUUGGCUGGUGAAUUUAAUAGCGAAAGUUUAGGAACAAUUAUAGAGCGCACUUGAACGAAGAUUUUGUAAAGGGCAUUUUUUCUACCGUAAAGUCAGACAAGAGAUUCUAAUUAGGAUUCCUAUAGAAUUCGUUACAUUUAAGCCACACCAAAGACAAAGACAAGAGACAAAAGCAUAUAGAAAUCGUUAAUGACGCAAAUGAUAUAUUAUGGCAAGUUAUUUCAAUGGCAACCAAUACAAGAAACAAAACGCUAUUUACUAAGUUCAAUCUGAAUGACAGGCUACGUAAUUACACUACACACACAAGAAGAUCAACAACACGAAAAUAUAUCAUUUAUUGCAAAUGUUGAACUAAAUUGAUUAAAAGGCGACGCUCAGCGCUCUCGCUGAGGGCCCUGAACACCUUAUAUUGUAUUUUAAUAUCUCGACAACAAUCGAAGGUCGAGAAACGACAAUAAACUGUGAAAGAAAUAUGUAAAAAACAAAACCAAAAAUAAAAAUACAAACUAAAAUUAUAUUAAAAAUUGCGAAAAGGCAUUAUUAAUAUUGAUGAACACAGAAACUUGAAUUGUGUGAAACUAAAACUAAUGAGAAAAUUUAAUGAAAAACAU
Drosophila kikkawai is the source of this 12744-nucleotide messenger RNA. The record is from RefSeq and is a predicted model, not a curated record. Lineage: Eukaryota; Metazoa; Arthropoda; Insecta; Diptera; Drosophilidae.